UUGUGACCUACCGUAGUGAAGUUGGUGGCGCAUGCGUGGGAGUGCCCGGAAGCUUGUGUCAUAGGCAACGUGAAGCUGGUCGAUCCAUAACAGCAGAUUUGCUGUGUGCAGUUAGUUAAUUUUAUCAAGACGUUGUUUACAGGCAUUUUAAAACAAACAAACAAGAAACACAUAUAAUUAUUAUUUUGAUUACUGACAAAGAGCAGAAGAAAGAGAAUGGCGCAAGUGCUAAAUUUGAACAACGAGGUUGUGAAGAUGAGGAAAGAUGUAAAGAAGGCCAGAGCACUGAUCAUCCGGAAGUUAACGAGGCACAUCACCAAACUAAAGUCGAAAAAGGGUAAUGCAGAGGAAGUUGAAAAGAACCAAAGACGUGCAGGCAGGUUGUUAGAAGAAAUCCAUGCUAUGAAGAGUCUAAAACCAGAUCAAGUUACCAAAGCUGCUUUGCAAAGGAAUAUCAUCUUUGAAAAAGUGUGCAAAAAUCCCAACUCUACAUCAUCAGAACGGGCAACUGCAAGAAUAGCAUCCCAUCCACAAAUCAGCAAAAAAAUAAUAGACAUCGAAGCGGCAAUAAAGGCAUUUAAGGAAGAGAGAGAAAUACAGUCAGAAGGCAAAGACACUCAAGAGGUUCCAAAGCUAGAAGACACUGUACAAAAUACACAAUCAGUUCAAGAAAAGGAUCACUCAGAGGACCUAGAACUAACCCUAUCUGGAGAUACUGCAGAAAGCAUUAACCAGAUAACUAAAACAGAGCAUGUUCAUAGUCUAGAAAGUAAUAAAGAUACAGAUAAGACUGAUGCACUGCCUGAGACAGUCAUAAUGCAGGAAAAUGCCAACAUAAAAACCUCUGUAGGGAACACUUCAAAUGCCAUUUCUCAGAGAAAAUCACCACACAAGAAAAACAAAACACAACCUAAACCUCAAAAUGAAGCCAGUGGUACAAUAAUACAAGAUAAACAUGAGUCACAGGGUGAAGAAAGUGAAUUAGAAGAAUCAGAUGAAGAAGAUAAAGAAUAUUUUGACGACAGUACAGAAGAACGUUUUUACAAGCAGUCAUCCAUGUCUGAAGACAGUGGUGAGGAUGAUGACGAUUUCUUUAUUGGUAAAGUUAAACAAACAAAGAAAAAGAAAAGUGACACUAGCCUAAGACAGGAAAAAGGGAAAACAGAAGCCAGGAAAUCUGAAAAAGAAGAUACUGAGGAAAGCAGGCACAUGUCAAACCAAAAUAAAUUACAGUCUGUAUUUUGCAAUUCUUUAUCGGGAUCAAAAGUAUCAAAACCACUGGAACAAAAGAGGAAGUCUCAAGGAAAGCCUCAAGUGAACAAGGGGUCAGCUGUGUUAAACAGACCCCAGUUUAAGAAGCAACUGCCUCGUGCUGCUGCCAGUCGGCAGUUCACAAGUAAAGUUCCACACGUGCAACAAUCUCUCCAUCCGUCAUGGGAGGCAAGCCGAAGGCGGAAAGAACAGCAGGCCCAAAUCACAGCAUUCCAGGGGAAAAGGAUUAAGUUUGAUGACGACGACUAAUUCUUGUGUAUAACUUCACUUGAACUGGGUAGAGUAAUCCAAAAUGACAUGCAAAGUGUAACUAAAGCAAGUUUUCAGUGUUUUAAGUAGAAAUCUUUUUGAGCACCCAUAUUUUGUUUCUGUACAUAUGUAUUACUUUGCUGAACCUUUCAGAUACUGAGUUCUACACAAAUCCUAAAUUAUUUAGAAUUUGGUGAGUUGUCAUUCUUUGUAUAUUGUACCUUGUAAUGUGAGCCGUUACUGUUUUAAGGUUUAUAUUGCAAUUUAAUGAAGAGAUAUAAACUUUCCUCAUAUUUGUUCAUUGGUUUGCGUGUGUGCCAUUGUUGACAUGCUUAUGUUAUUUGAGGUUGUUUGAUAGUACCAUAGCUGAUAUAUAAUGCUCCAACAAGAACACCUUUCACACCUGAAAGAACUAGACAACCCGUGUUAACAAUAAUGCGUAUGAUACCUGACUUAUGGGACACACUGUACAUUUCUCAAUAUUAUUAUAAGCAACAAAGUUCAUUACAUUUUGUAAGCACCUGGGACUAUAAUGGACUACAAGGCAAUGCAAGUCCGUAUACCAUCUUGUAAAAUGCUUAGCUACAGAGGACAUCUGAGCAUUGCUUGCCAGGUGUAGCAUAUUUACAUACAUAGACACUUAAUGUGAUCUACCUUUUUCAGUUUGUAGGCGUAAAUAUAGCAGGACAUGUAAAAUGUGUUUAAGAUUUAAUUUAAAAAAAUUUAAAUGUUAAAGAUAAAGAUUAUUUUAACUGUUUGUGCGUUGGGUCUGAAGAAUUAAACAUUUGACUAGCUCAUUUGUCGUCAUGGACGUAUACUAGUAGAUUAUAUCUAGGCUUGCUCCUUUCCAACGUUUAUUUUUCAGGAGCUCACAAAAUACUGUAAUAAAAGAGUUUUUUAAAUGA
Molecule: messenger RNA, 2426 nt
Organism: Acipenser ruthenus (sterlet)
Lineage: Eukaryota; Metazoa; Chordata; Actinopteri; Acipenseriformes; Acipenseridae
Product: serum response factor-binding protein 1-like
Exons: 8
Coding region: 217-1521 (434 amino acids)
Biological process (GO): maturation of SSU-rRNA
Cellular component (GO): nucleus; 90S preribosome
Source: RefSeq, a predicted model, not a curated record